AUGACAGUCGCGUACGAUUUAACCCACCGAGGGUCUUCGACACCUCAAGCUUCAGCAGGACAGGCGUUGGAAGACAGAUUCGAAAUUUUGAAGGAUAUUGGAGAUGGUAGCUUUGGUAGUGUCGUUCUAGCACGAGUGCGCGGGGCAGGAGCCAGUGUAGCUCGACGCGGAACAAUUAUUGCUAUCAAGACGAUGAAGAAGACCUUUGAAUCAUUUCAACCAUGUCUAGAACUACGAGAAGUCGUAUUCUUAAAAACGCUACCACCUCAUCAACACCUCGUACCAGCAUUGGAUAUAUUCCUCGACCCUUUCACCAAAAAGUUGCACAUUGCCAUGGAAUACAUGGAUGGCAACUUAUAUCAAUUGAUGAAGGCUCGUGAUCACAAGUGCCUCGAUGUUUCAAGUGUCAAGAGUAUCCUGUUCCAGAUCAUGCAAGGACUUGAGCAUAUUCACGCUCAUCAUUUCUUCCAUCGCGAUAUAAAACCAGAAAACAUCCUCGUUUCCACAUCGGCACAAGAUUCAGGAAACUCCUUCCGACGGUACUCCGCCAUGGUCACCCCUCCUUCUACACCACCAGCUUACACCGUCAAGAUCGCCGACUUUGGUCUUGCACGAGAGACACAUUCAAAGUUACCCUACACAACCUACGUAUCGACUCGAUGGUACAGAGCCCCAGAAGUACUACUCAGAGCAGGAGAGUACUCGGCCCCGGUGGAUAUUUGGGCAAUUGGUGCUAUGGCAGUGGAAAUUGCAACUUUGAAACCUUUAUUCCCUGGAGGAAAUGAAGUCGAUCAGGUUUGGAGGGUGUGUGAAAUCAUGGGUAGCCCAGGGAACUGGUACAACAAGGCCGGCGAGAGAGUUGGAGGAGGUGAUUGGAGAGAAGGCACGAGAUUGGCCGGCAAACUUGGAUUCUCAUUCCCCAAAAUGGCGCCACAUUCCAUGGACACGAUUCUUCAAACGCCGCAGUGGCCAGCAUCAUUGGCAAAAUUCGUCACGUGGUGUUUAAUGUGGGACCCUAAGAGUCGACCAACAUCAACUCAGGCGAUGGCUCACGAGUUCUUUACUGAUGCUGUGGAUCCAUUACGGCCUAAGUCUUCAUCGAGGAUACUCGGUCGCAAACCUUCUGACCUAAGCUAUCGUAGCUCAAAGGACUUCUCGGAGACAACUCCAACUUCUUCAGCAACAACAAAACCUUCCUGGUUCAGAAAGUCUUUGAUCGGCAGAAAUGAUAAUCCCAGCACCGCUGUUGUUCAACCUAAGGAGAAAGAAAACGUGGCAUCCAAACCUUCACCAGUACUUGCAGCUACAAUUAGUGAGAUUCCUGUAGUUAAGACACGUCAGCCUGCUGCUAAGCGGUCAACAUGGGCUAACGGGGCUACUAACGCAGCGCCAAUGCCGAUCUUGCCGACAAUUAAGCCCAUUUCCCCAAUUUCUGACACUGCAACAGCACAAGCAAGCAGCAGAACGCCAUCAUACAAUGAUCUCUAUCCUGGACAAAUUGAUAAGGGCUCAAAGAAAAUUGGUCGACAAUUAUCAGUUGCCUCGAGUACGAAUCAUUAUGCGGAAAUUCAUCGACAACAAGCGGAGAUGGCAUUAAAUGGAAAUUCUGGUUUAGUAUCUCCUCCAAGUGGCCACAAAGAAAGCUUCUUCUCCCACCUAAGGAAGCGUGCAAGAAGAUUCUCUGGUCGACAAUCUCAAACUCCCAUGUCACCAAAAUCAAUGGACCUUGAAUCACAAGCUGGAUGUGGACCUUGGUCGAGCAACAGAUCAUCGAUGGUAUUGGAUGGUGCUCAGCCUUCUAGCCCUGCUCCGCCAAAAGUUGAUUCGCACGAAGCAUUGGAUAAGGCGUUGCGUACCGUUCAGCAAAAUUUGGACUCCCCUCAGAGUACAAAUUCCCCGCCUAUACCACCGAGCCAUCAAAUUAACCCAAGCAGUGUUCUAAAGAGACAUCACUCCGUUCCUUAUCAACAGCCACCGCGCUCAACCGCCGAUAUUCCAAGAUCUGUUGCACCCAACCCCACUAGGAACAGGAGGAGCCAAAUACCAGGUGUUCAGCAAUAUGAGACUCCUGAUGAGGAGGACGAAUUGCUUGAUGAAGCUCUGACAUCAACGAAGAAGCCCAUGAGACGCGGAAAUUCAGUCCAGACCGAUCAUCGAAAACCGUUAAGACAAUCACACAGUAAUACUGGGUUAAAUCCAUAUCCUACACCCUCUCCAUCUGCUAAUGGCAAUUCGAUACUCUUUGGUCAAGUGAUAACCAAUAUUUCGCCAACUCCAAAACCCCAUGGAUCUAAUAAGCAAUCUUCGACACCACCAUCCGACUAUGAGGAGAAUGAGUGGGCGGCAUCUGCGGCUGCUAGUAUAUUCGCAGCACAAAAUCGAUUCUAG
Messenger RNA from Sclerotinia borealis F-4128, 2388 nucleotides. NCBI's taxonomy places the organism in Eukaryota, Fungi, Ascomycota, Leotiomycetes, Helotiales, Sclerotiniaceae. The record is from the annotation of a GenBank genome assembly.